GGCAGAUACACGACUCGAUGCCAUAAGCUUACACGACUCUUGUUAGGGUAGUUGGUCGGCCAUCAUGACGGAUUCAAAGUACUUUACCACCACCAAAAAAGGUGAGAUUUUUGAGCUGAAAACGGAGUUGAAUUCGGACAAAAAGGAGAAGAAACGAGAAGCUGUGAAAAAGGUUAUCGCAAGUAUGACCGUUGGGAAGGAUGUGAGCGCUUUGUUUCCUGAUGUUGUCAACUGUAUGCAGACCGAUAAUGUGGAGCUGAAGAAAUUAGUUUAUCUAUAUCUCAUGAACUACGCCAAAAGUCAACCUGAUCUUGCUAUCAUGGCCGUCAACACUUUUGUGAAGGAUUGCGAGGAUACAAAUCCUCUGAUUCGUGCUCUUGCGGUGCGCACUAUGGGAUGCAUUCGCGUUGAAAAGAUUACGGAAUAUCUGUGCGAGCCGCUACGCAAAUGCAUGAAGGACGAGGACCCAUACGUACGUAAGACUGCUGCAGUCUGUGUUGCAAAACUUCAUGACAUGAACCCCAAACUUGUAGAAGAACAAGGUUUUGUUGAGCUUUUAAAUGACCUUUUAUCUGAUGCGAAUCCGAUGGUCGUCGCCAACGCAGUCGCAGCCUUGACGGAGAUAAAUGAACAAGGACCACUGAUUGAGGUGAAUAGCCAGAUGGUUAACAAACUGUUGACUGCGCUAAAUGAGUGCACAGAGUGGGGUCAGGUGUUCAUUCUGGACGCGUUGGCCGGUUAUCGCCCACGUGAUGAGAGAGAGGCUCAGAAUAUCUGUGAGCGAAUAUCACCGCGUCUCGCUCAUGCUAAUGCUGCUGUGGUACUUUCUACUGUCAAGGUUCUGAUGAAGCUUGUGGAUAUGCUGCCUUCCGACUCUGACUUCAUAAAUCAGCUCACGAAGAAGUUGGCGCCUCCAAUGGUGACUUUGCUUUCUGCUGAACCAGAGAUCCAGUAUGUGGCUCUUCGCAAUAUUAACCUCAUCGUUCAAAAAAGGCCGGAAAUACUGAAACAGGAAAUGAAAGUAUUCUUUGUGAAGUAUAACGACCCUAUUUAUGUAAAAAUGGAGAAGUUGGAUAUCAUGAUUCGCCUUGCGCAACAGAAUAAUAUUGCUCAAGUGCUUAGUGAACUAAAAGAGUACGCAACUGAAGUAGACGUCGAUUUUGUCCGCAAGUCUGUCCGCGCUAUAGGACGAUGUGCUAUCAAGGUGGAAGCUAGUAGUGAACGUUGCGUUGCCACUCUGCUGGAAUUGAUUCAAACGAAGGUCAACUAUGUGGUACAAGAAGCGGUCGUUGUCAUCAAGGACAUCUUCCGCAAAUAUCCGAAUCGAUAUGAGAGCAUUAUCUCAACCUUGUGCGAGAAUUUGGACACGCUGGACGAACCGGAAGCUCGUGCAUCUAUGAUAUGGAUCAUUGGAGAAUAUGCUGAGAGAAUUGACAAUGCCGAUGAACUGUUAGAAAGUUUUGUCGAAGGAUUCCACGAUGAGAACACUCAAGUACAACUGCAGCUUCUUACUGCUGUUGUGAAAUUGUUCCUAAAAAGGCCAACUGAUACACAACAAUUGGUCCAGCGAGUUUUGUCUCUUGCUACCCAAGAUAGCGACAACCCUGACUUGAGAGAUCGUGGAUAUAUAUACUGGCGACUUUUGUCUGCAGACCCAGCUGCAGCCAAACAAGUGGUUCUGGCAGAGAAACCUUUGAUUUCUGAAGAAACGGAUCUGUUGGAGCCAUCACUACUUGAUCAGUUAGUAUGCCACAUUGGUAGCCUCGCUUCGGUUUACCACAAGCCUCCAUCAUCUUUCGUCGAUGGUGCACGACAACCAUUGCGAGCUGGAACUGGUGUAACAAAUGGACAAUCAUCUAUCGACUCCGUCAGCGGCGCUUCAGCUGGUGCAAGUCGCCCAGCUGCUCCGACGGUCAUCCCUUCGCAAGACACCCUUAUUGCAGACCUUCUGUCUUUGGAUAUUGGUGCACCUAUGGGCCCUCAGAUGAAUACAAUGCCACCGUAUGCGGCGCCUAUGACAACUUCAACGGGUUUGGAUGAUCUUUUGGGACUUGGAAGCCCUCCUGUCGUAGAUGCUGCUCCACCGGUUGCUGCUGCGAAUACGUUCGACCCCCUGGCUAGUCUUGGCCUUGGCGGUCCUGUAGCUCCACUUCCAACUGUGCCGCCAGCAACAGCUGCACCAGCUUCUUUAGGAGGGCUAGGAGACAUCUUCAGUAGUCCCAUGGGAUUAGCUGAGACGGCAUCAUCUGGUUAUCAGGCUCCCAAGCAGUUGUGGUUGGAUGCUGCUAGGGGAAAGGGCACCCAAAUCGAAGGCACCUUUGUCCGUCGUGGUGGUGCAAUCAUCAUGGAUAUGACGUUUACCAACAAGGCCAUGCAAGCAUUGUCAGGAUUUGCGAUUCAAUUCAACAAGAACUCCUUCGGCCUUGUUCCUGCAGAGCCGUUAAGAGUUCCCACUCCUCUUAUGCCGGGACAAAGCGCGAAUGUUACGUUACGGUGCGACACCACUGGAGCCGUACAGAAAAUGGACCCGCUCACAAAUCUGCAGGUUGCCGUCAAGAAUGACAUCGAUGUAUUCUACUUCGCGUGUAUUGUCCCACUAUUGGUGUACUUCCAUGAAUCUGGUCAAAUGGAAAAGCGCGAAUUCUUGGACAUGUGGAAAGAGAUUCCAGAACAGAACGAACAGCAGUUCACAAUUCAGAAUACACAGAAUCUGAAUGCAGACGCCAUCUGUGCCAAACUCCAGCAAAAUAACAUCAUGACAGUAGCGAGGCGUAGUGUUGAUGGACAAGAACUUUUGUAUCACUCCAUCAAGUACACGAACAAUAUUUUCGUGCUUAGCGAGCUGAAAAUCCAUCAAGCAUCCACGGUGCUUACGUUGUCGCUGAAGUCUCGACAUGUUCAAGCAGUAGCCAAUAUGAACGAUAUGUUCCAGCUUAUCCUGAGUAACUAGAGGCUUGUAGAUUAAUCUGUUACUUUUGCAUACAUAUAAUUAUUGCACGUUAACUUUUCCCAUUCGCUUAAAUUAUUCUCCUCCUACGAUUCCGCUUGGUUGUGCAAGUUCUGUUCCGUGAAUCUGUCAUAGUAUGUAACAUAGUCAAAGUAAUAAAUCACUUAU
Messenger RNA from Cylicocyclus nassatus, 3115 nucleotides. The record is from the annotation of a GenBank genome assembly. Lineage: Eukaryota; Metazoa; Nematoda; Chromadorea; Rhabditida; Strongylidae.